AUGGCACUGGCCGAAGCAGCGACUGCAUCAGAUGCGGCGACAGCGCCCGAGGCGAAGCGCCGGAAGGGGCCAACGCGACCGCUGCCGGUCUUCGUCUGCGAAUAUCACGACGAGGCCUUGCGUUUUCUGCAUUUCUGCAUCCGCCGACGCAAGAUCCCCUUCGCGGAUCUUGCGAUGGUGCACCUGGACGCUCAUCCGGACCUUUCCGCAUCCACAAAGCUGGAGGCAGACCGAAUCUAUGAAGACCCGCACGAGGUCUAUGCGUCCUUGCGUAAAGAGAAUGGCGGCAUCGCCCAGUGGAUACUUCCGGCCGCGUACGGAGGACACCUUCGCAGUGUCUGGUGGGUUCGUCCCCCAGCCGCGCGGCAGAUCUCGGAUGGGUUCUACGGCUGCCACGUCGGCUGCGGCCCUCCAGGGCCGAAAAGCGGCGGUCCGAAGAAUGGUGCUCCUGAUGGAGAUGCAGAGGCUACUGCGGUUGAGGGCAUCAAGAUCAGUUGCACUGAGCCCUAUUUCGUUGAGGACGGCAUCUACAGCCCGCAGGAGGCUCUCCGCAACACGAAGCCGCUGGAUCUGACUGUGUCCCUCUUGCCAGAGGAUGGCCAGCCGCUGCCGGCGUGGCGCAGUGCAGGAGGCGCGGUGAGCUAG
Molecule: messenger RNA, 645 nt
Organism: Symbiodinium natans
Lineage: Eukaryota; Dinophyceae; Suessiales; Symbiodiniaceae
Source: the annotation of a GenBank genome assembly